Messenger RNA from Linum tenue, 585 nucleotides. NCBI's taxonomy places the organism in Eukaryota, Viridiplantae, Streptophyta, Magnoliopsida, Malpighiales, Linaceae. The record is from the annotation of a GenBank genome assembly.
AUGGCUUCACAACGCCAAUGGACCGUCGUCCUGGUUCUGAGGCUCAGCACUCUGUUCAUUCUGGUAGCCUCUGUUCUUGUUCUGGUCUUCAACACCGUUAAAGUCCCCUUCGAUGUCAGGAACUUAUCCCUCAACGAGUUCAAUCCCACCAAGCUCACUUUCAAAGACCUCAUCGCUUUCAAGUACUUGCUUGCUGUUGCCAUUAUCGGAGCGGUCUACACGAUUGUUCAGCUGCCUUUGGCAAUCUACCACGUAGCCACCGGAAAGAGGCUGUCCCGUAAAGAAUGCAUGCCAGAGUUCGAUUUCUAUGGCGACAAGCUGGUGAGCUACCUGCUGGCGACGGCGGUGGGAGCUGGGUUCCUGGUGUGCGCGGAUCUGAAGGUGAACCUGGAUAAGAUGCUUAAGACGCUUGAAGAUGCAAACACAGCUGGGCUGGGUGAUUCCAGGGAGAACUACGACAAGUUCUUCAAUAUGGGGUUCUUAGCCACCACGCUGCUUUUCUUGGCUUUUGUUUGCAUGGCUGUCGUCUCCGUGCUCUCUUCGAUUAACCGCAACCACGAUAGAACUAGGUCCAUCUUUGGCUGA